This is a messenger RNA of Clarias gariepinus (North African catfish), 931 nucleotides long. RefSeq names its product arylalkylamine N-acetyltransferase 1 (gene aanat1). Gene Ontology annotation, biological process: circadian rhythm; response to light stimulus. Gene Ontology annotation, molecular function: aralkylamine N-acetyltransferase activity. The coding region runs from base 127 to 735 and encodes 202 amino acids. The transcript has 3 exons. Gene Ontology annotation, cellular component: cytoplasm. The record is from RefSeq and is a predicted model, not a curated record. Lineage: Eukaryota; Metazoa; Chordata; Actinopteri; Siluriformes; Clariidae.
UCACGCGCUCCUGAUCUCCGUACUAUACAACACAGAUUGCAAUACGACACAACAUAAAAACAACACUCGAUACACGUCGAGAACUUGUACGACUAGUUAGGCUUGCUGAAGAGUCAAGUUGACAUCAUGUCCACGGUGAGCGCGCUGCCUUUCUUCAAGCCCCUCCACGCGUCCGCGUCUCCCGCGAGACAGCGGCGUCACACACUUCCGGCCAGCGAGUUCCGCUCCCUGAACACCGAGGAUGCGAUCAGUGUGUUCGAGAUCGAGAGAGAGGCGUUCAUCUCAGUAUCUGGUGAGUGUCCACUGCAUCUGGACGAGGUGCGUCAAUUUCUCACCCUCUGCCCAGAGCUGUCCCUCGGGUGGUUCGUGGAAGGCAGGCUCGUCUCCUUCAUCAUUGGCUCACUUUGGGACCAGGAUCGUCUUACCACAGAAGCUUUGACGCUUCACAAACCUCAUGGCACCACGGUUCACAUCCACGUGCUUGCGGUGCACCGUACAUUCCGGCAGCAGGGCCGAGGUUCCAUCCUGAUGUGGCGCUACUUGCAGUACCUGCGCUGUCUUCCAUACGUGCGCCGUGCUGUCCUUAUGUGUGAGGAUUUCCUUGUGCCCUUUUACCAGAAAUCUGGCUUCAAGGUUCAGGGCCCAAGUGAGAUCACUGUGGGGCCGCUGACCUUCAUGGAGAUGCAGUAUGCCGUGCACGGUCAUGCCUUCAUGCGCCGCAACAGCGGUUGCUGAGUUCAAGCGGCUAACGUUAUUCCUCUCCUUACCCCAGAUGACAAAGCAGGGUCGAGCAGGAGGCUUAUUCUGCUGGGGAAGUUUUGUUGCGGCUUCUGCUUCAAGUGUGGGUUACGUCUGUGGUGUCACUAGGUGUUUGUCUGCAAUUAAUGUAAAGUUGAUAUAAAAAAAAGAAAGGAUGAAAGUAAAUGAUAAA